Molecule: messenger RNA, 3081 nt
Organism: Bombina bombina (fire-bellied toad)
Lineage: Eukaryota; Metazoa; Chordata; Amphibia; Anura; Bombinatoridae
Gene: SHOX
Product: short stature homeobox
Exons: 5
Coding region: 137-1015 (292 amino acids)
Biological process (GO): regulation of transcription by RNA polymerase II
Cellular component (GO): nucleus
Molecular function (GO): sequence-specific double-stranded DNA binding; DNA-binding transcription factor activity, RNA polymerase II-specific
Source: RefSeq, a predicted model, not a curated record
CCCUAUGCAGUUCAUCUUCGACGAAAAAAAAAGAAAAAAAACCAAAACAAUAAAACGUUUCCGGGGACGUCUAAAUAUUUCAUUGUAAACCAAGUGGAUCUCUGUGGAUAGAUACUCUUAAGAUCACUGGGUAAUCAUGGAAGAACUUACAGCUUUUGUAUCAAAAUCAUUUGACCAAAAAAGCAAAGAGAGCAACAGCGGUGGUGGCAACAAGAAGGAGACAAUUACAUACAGGGAAGUUUUGGAGACUGGCUUGGCUAGGGCCAGGGAGCUGGGAAACUCAGAUACUAACCUCCAGGACAUUACUGACAGCAGCAACCACUGUCCAUUGCAUCUGUUCAAGGAGCACUCUGACAGUGACAAGGAUAAAAUCAAAGAUUAUAGCACUGGAAGGAUUUCAGAAGGGAUUUAUGAAUGCAAGGAAAAGAGGGAAGAAGUAAAAUCUGAAGAUGAAGACGGACAAACUAAGCUCAAGCAGAGGAGAAGCAGAACUAAUUUUACAUUAGAACAGUUAAAUGAGCUUGAAAGACUGUUUGAUGAAACUCACUAUCCUGAUGCCUUCAUGAGGGAAGAACUCAGCCAGAGGCUGGGGUUGUCAGAAGCCAGGGUACAGGUUUGGUUCCAGAACCGAAGGGCGAAGUGUAGGAAGCAAGAAAACCAAAUGCAUAAAGGUGGGUACGGUGUGAUUCUGGGAACUGCCAGUCACUUAGAAACCUGCAGAGUUGCUCCAUAUGUGAACAUGGGGGCCCUGAGAAUGCCUUUUCAACAGGUCCAAGCUCAGCUACAGUUGGAAGGAGUAGCCCAUGCUCAUCCUCACCUUCACCCGCACCUGGCCGCACAUGCUCCUUAUCUGAUGUUCCCUCCUCCACAUUUUGGACUUCCAAUUGCAUCUCUGGCAGAAACUGCUUCAGCUGCAGCUGUGGUAGCAGCUGCUGCAAAAAGUAACAGCAAAAACUCCAGUAUUGCUGAUUUACGACUCAAAGCAAGAAAACACGCCGAGGCUUUGGGGCUUUGACACUUUUAGCCAUUGAUAAAGUUGAACUGAAACAUUAGUUCCGUUUUCCACUUUUACAUGACUCUCCAGAUACCAAACAUGGUGGUAAAAUGCUUUUAAAAUAGCAAAGACACUAAAGGGUCUACAUUUUGAUUCUCUUACGUUAAAGAGAAUGAAAGAUUCAGCAAAGGCACCACGUGGGCUAGUUUACUAAACUAAAAUUAAGCUUGAAGUUGAACUUACCAUUAUUUUUUGUAAGUUUCCAGCCACAUUGUUUCUGGAUUUGAUUUAACAUAAGGAUAUAUAUCAGAAACAAGCUUAUAUACCAUGGAAAUAUAUCAAGAACUUUUAGAAGAGGACGAUAUGGUAGAAAAAAAGUGAGAUUUUUAACCCAUGGAAAAAAAAAAUCUGACUUCAGUAUUACAUCAUCAGCUGCUUUUACUUUUCUAUCCUGUGCAUGUGUCUAAGCAAACAAAUUUGGAAAAUUUGUAUAAAUAUAUAUCAGUAUAUAAUGAUAACUCAUCAUUGGGGCUGGUCUCCGUUAAACUGGCAUUCAUUCUGUUGACAAUAUUAUUAUUUCACUACCAUGAGAACCAUCCAUCACUGAAGCAGAACAGGUCUGACCAUAAAAUGGAGCUACAGAUCUAAUGCAAGCAACGCUAUUUGUAAUUACCCCUUUGCAAAACAGGUAGCAAUAAUUUUGGGUCUUCGGUGGUUAUAUUUUUAAAUUGAAAUAUGCUACAAUGUAUCAAACAUAGGCUGUUUGAAUGUGGAGACAUAUAGUAUCUAUCAUUUUUAGCAAACAUGGCAAACUAUUUAAUAACAGCGACUAGGGUUAAAAUAAAGAUUUAGUAGGUUUGUACACCUUUGCAAUAUUAACUUAUUGGGAUAAGGAAGAAGAUGGACUUCUGGUGUCAGAAAAUAAUAUUGAUACAGCAUCAAUGUUAGUGAAAAGCAAUUAAGAGCAGUAAAGUGCAAUACUGUAAAUAUUAUAGAUUUAAAGAAUGAAAUGAAAGCUUCAAAUGUUGAUAAGUUCGUUUGCAUUCACCAAGGCCUAGCCUUUUGUGCUUCACUGGUUUGAUGCAGUUUGUUGCCAAAAUGAGUGUAUCCCAUAGAAAUGGAUAUAGUAAUAUUAAGUCUACUAUAUUGUAUAAAAAUAAUGCCAUGAUUUUUAGUGAAGUCGAUGUGCCAUAUUAUUAAGAGUUACGCUAAAAAUCUGGCAUGCUGUUUUUUUUUCUAUCUGCCAAGACGUUUUGUAGCACAAAACAACAUAUAUAAGUUUGAGGUGCACACACCCCUUAUCAGUAUUAGAACCAUGUUAAAAGACUUCUGACUGCAGUAAGCAACAUAGGAAAAUUCUGUUAAAACAGAUACCAAAGUGUUUUUUUUUUUUUUUUUUUUAAACAACUAGUUGUAUCUUUCGUCUAAUUUACUGUUGAGUAACAAGCUAUUUGAUUAUUAAGAAAAUCAACAUUGGUCCAGUUUACCUCAAAAAUAAAAACAAAAAGCAAACCACACAUUACAGUAUUUUACCUUGAUUCAUUUGGAAUUUGUGUUCAGUACAUCCAAGACAGACAAACAAUUAUUUUUAUUUGUAAAGAUGUAUGUGGAUGUUUUAUUUAUUAUUUUGUUUGAAAUUUUAUAAUUGUAUAUUUUAAUUAUGUUGAGUGUAAAUUUUACAAUGCUUUGCCUUUAUUUUUAUAUUUUUUGAAACCUGAUGCUUUUGCAAGAUAUUAGGGUGUUUCAGUCUAAUUUACACAUUUAUUUCUUGUCACACACACACACAUGCAUAGUGUGUCUGAGUUUACAGACAUUUCAGGGAUUGCAGAUAUGAAGAAUAUUAACCUUUUCCAAACCAACAGGUCUUAAAAACUGUACCACAUUUUUAUAAUGUAUUUCUUUUUAUUUCUUUAUUUUUUUCCCUGCAAAAAUGCUAUACCAGCAUGCUUUGACACAAAUUCACUAAACAUGUUAAUUUCAGUUUGAGAGUGUUUUGUUAAACCACAUGAUAUGAACCAUCCCGUACAAGUGAACAAUUAAUAAAAUUCUAAAAAUAUUUGCAUUCAUAACCUGAAUGUUUCAACACA